UUGCUGAGGAGACAAAUCAUUCAAAUUCUUACUACAUUUUGGCAAGAUUUGCAUUCCAACUGGCUCCACCCCACCUCACACUCUCCAAUUCUGGUUAUAAAAAGGAGGACAGAUUGUUUCCUCUCUUCAGUAUCAACUCUUGAACAAUUCCUUUUGAGUUAUUAGACCAUUCUCUAUAUAGUGAUCCUCAAACUUAAAAGUUUUUUUGUUGAUCAUUUUGUCUUGAAGAAAUGGCAUCUAGCUCAAUGUCAUCCACUGGCUCAUGGAGUGCCAAGGACAACAAAGCCUUUGAAAGGGCUCUAGCUGUGUAUGACAAGGACACGCCGGACCGUUGGUACAAUGUUGCUAAGGCUGUUGGUGGUGGGAAGACUCCUGAGGAAGUCAAGAGGCACUAUGAACUCCUCCUUAGGGAUGUUAGGCACAUUGAAUCAGGGCAAGUGCCAUUCCCAUACAAGCAAAAUGGAGGGUCUCAAGAGGAGAAAAGGCUGAGAAACAUGAAGCUCCAGUAACCAAUUGGCAUCAGGAACAAAGAAUUUUCUGAUUUUCACCAUCUAGCAAUUUUUCUAUAAUCCCAGUGCUACGUAAUAAGUAGUGCUAGUGACGUAGUAGGAUUAGAAUAUAUAUUAUUCAUAAGAAUCGUAUCCGAUGAUUCCAUGUUGUAUUGUCGUUGAAGCAACCUUAAAGAAUCAACGACUCUGUCUAAGUUCCAAUCAUAUUAAUAAAGUUUCAAUUUUAUGCGUUUAUUUUGUCA
Molecule: messenger RNA, 751 nt
Organism: Glycine soja
Lineage: Eukaryota; Viridiplantae; Streptophyta; Magnoliopsida; Fabales; Fabaceae
Product: protein RADIALIS-like 1
Exons: 2
Coding region: 231-509 (92 amino acids)
Molecular function (GO): DNA-binding transcription factor activity
Source: RefSeq, a predicted model, not a curated record